AUGGCCGACUACGCACCACCAACCCAAGCUACAUUCAGAAUAGAACUUCCAACAUACAAUACUAGUGUGCAAACGUGGUUCGUCCAACUCGGUGCCAUUUUCCAAGCGAGGUAUAUUACUUCGCAGCAAUCUAAAUUCGCAUAUGUGGUCGAGAAGCUACCUGCCGAUGUGGCAUCGGAGGUAGCAGACAUACUCAACGACAUCCCGCCAGAUAAACCUUACGAGGUACUUAAACAGGUGAUACUCCAGCGAACAGCUUGUUCGGAAGAACACAAAAUCAAAGAACUAACCAACGUGACCCUGGGAAACAAUAAACCUUCCCAACUUUUACGCAAGAUGCAAACCUUGGUUGGCACCAAUUCCAUGUCUGAGGCCGUACUAAAACAAAUGUGGCUGGACAAACUAAGUCCAGACACAGUUCAGAUUCUUGCAACAUUAACAGACGAAGUGUUUAUACAAAAAUUAGCGGCAAUAGCCGACAAGAUCUCUGAUACCCGACCGACUCAUCUAAUUGCCUCUGUCGCGCUGUCAAGUGAUUCAACCCCAGGCACUAAUCAACAGUUGCAAACCUUAGCCUCGGAGGUGAGGAAACUUUCCCUGCGUAUAAACGAAAUCCAAUACAUACCAAGCAGAAGCCGAAGUAACUCAACGAAUCGGAACAGCGUUCACCGCCGACGUUCUACGUCGCGGCGCCCCCAACACCAACCACGUAGUGUUUGCUGGUACCACGAGGUGUUCAGCGCGCGCGCAAAGAAAUGCCAGCCACUAUGUUCGUACCCAAGCAUAUUCGCACCUAAGCAACAGGGAAACGACCAACCUGGCAACCAUUAA
This is a messenger RNA of Acanthosepion pharaonis, 831 nucleotides long. The record is from the annotation of a GenBank genome assembly. NCBI's taxonomy places the organism in Eukaryota, Metazoa, Mollusca, Cephalopoda, Sepiida, Sepiidae.